Cricetulus griseus (Chinese hamster) is the source of this 4349-nucleotide messenger RNA. NCBI's taxonomy places the organism in Eukaryota, Metazoa, Chordata, Mammalia, Rodentia, Cricetidae. The record is from RefSeq and is a predicted model, not a curated record.
AUGGCCCUGCAGGCUUGGGCCAUCUGCUGCCUCCUGGGGAGCCUCCUGCUCCAAGGGUGCAGCCCCAGCCCUGGUCCCAGCCCCAGUGUGCCUCGUCUGCGGCUCUCCUACAGAGAUCUCCUGUCUGCCAACCGCUCUGCCAUCUUUCUUGGCCCACGGGGCUCCCUAGACCUCCAAGUCAUGUACCUGGAUGAGUAUCGGGAUCGCCUCUUUCUGGGAGGCCGUGAUGCCCUCUACUCUCUGAGGUUGGAUCAGGCAUGGCCAGACCCCCGAGAGGUUUUGUGGCUGCCACAGCCAGGACAGAAGGCAGAAUGUGUCCGAAAGGGAAGAGACCCCUUGACAGAGUGUGCCAACUUUGUGCGGGUCUUACAACCCCACAACCGAACCCACCUGCUGGCCUGCGGCACUGGAGCCUUCCAGCCCAUCUGCACCCUCAUCACAGUGGGGCAUCGAGGGGAGCAUGUACUCCACCAGGAGUCCAGCACUGUGGAAAAUGGAAGGGGACGUUGCCCACACGAGCCAAGCCGUCCCUUCGCCAGCACCUUUGUAGGUGCGGAGCUGUACACAGGCCUCACUGCUGAUUUCCUGGGACGUGAGGCCAUGAUUUUCCGGAGUGGGGGUCCCAGAGCAGCCCUGCGUUCUGACUCUGACCAGAGCCUCCUACAUGACCCCCGGUUUGUGAUGGCUGCUAGGAUCCCAGAUAACUCUGACCCGGAUGAUGACAAGGUGUACUUCUUCUUCUCUGAGACUGUCCCAUCACCAGAUGGUGGCCCAGGUCAUGUCACCAUCAGCCGUGUGGGCCGAGUCUGUGUGAAUGAUGCUGGUGGCCAGCGGGUGCUGGUGAACAAAUGGAGUACCUUCCUCAAGGCCAGGCUGGUAUGCUCUGUGCCUGGCCCUGGUGGGGCUGAGACUCACUUUGACCAGCUGGAGGAUGUGUUCCUGCUGUGGCCCAAGGCAGGGAAGAGCCUUGAGGUGUAUGCACUGUUCAGCACUGUCAGUGCUGUGUUCCAGGGCUUUGCCGUCUGUGUGUACCACAUGGUAGACAUCUGGGAGGUCUUCAAUGGGCCCUUUGCCCACCGAGAUGGCCCUCAGCAUCAGUGGGAACCUUAUGGGGGCAAGGUGCCCUUCCCCCGUCCUGGUGUGUGCCCUAGCAAGAUGACUGCACAGCCAGGGCGACCCUUUGGCAGCACCAAGGACUACCCGGAUGAGGUGCUACAGUUUGUCCGAGACCACCCACUCAUGUUCCAGCCUGUGAGGCCUAGGCGUGGCCGCCCUGUCCUGGUCAAAACUCACUUGGCUCAGCAGCUGCGCCAGAUUGUGGUGGACCGAGUUGAGGCUGAGGAUGGGACCUAUGAUGUCAUCUUCCUAGGGACUGAUUCAGGUUCUGUGCUCAAAGUCAUUGCCCUCCAUGUGAGUGGCAUGGCUGAGUCUGAAGAGGUAGUUCUGGAGGAGCUCCAGGUGUUUAAGGUGCCAACACCCAUCACCCAGAUGGAGAUCUCUGUCAAAAGGCAAACACUGUACGUGGGCUCUCCGCUGGGCGUGGCCCGGCUGCAACUGCACCAGUGUGAGACUUACGGCAGUGCCUGUGCAGAGUGCUGCCUGGCCCGGGACCCAUACUGUGCUUGGGAUGGUGCUUCCUGUACCCGCUACCGCCCCAGCUUGGGCAAGCGCCGGUUCCGUAGGCAGGACAUCCGACAUGGCAACCCUGCUCUGCAGUGUCUGGGCCAGGACCAAGGCCAGGAGGAAUCUUCAGGACUGGUGAUCAGAGUCUUUGGCACAGAGCACAACAGCACCUUCCUUGAGUGUCUGCCCAAGUCUCCCCAAGCUGCAGUGCGCUGGUUCUUACAGAGGCCAGGGGAUGAGGGCAUUGACCAGGUGAAGACAGAUGAGCGAGUUGUGCAAACAGAGCAGGGACUGCUGUUCCGGAGGCUCAGCCGCCUUGAUGCAGGAAACUAUACCUGCACCACACUGGAGCACGGCUUCUCCCAGACUGUAGUUCGGUUUUCCCUGGAGGUGAUUGCAGCCAUGCAGCUGGACAUGAUCCUUCGGGAGCCAAGGCUAGAGGAGCCCUCAGCCUGGAGAGGCCUGGCUUCUGCCUCACCCAAGACUUGGUAUAAGGACAUCCUUCAGCUCGCUGGUUUCGCCAACCUGCCCCGUGUGGAUGAGUACUGUGAGCGUGUAUGGUGUAGGGGGGUUGGGGAGCGCUUGGGCUCCUUCCGGGGCAGGGGAAAGCAGGCUAAGGGCAAGAGCUGGGCAGGGCUAGAGUUGGGCAAGAAGGUGAAGAGCCGGGUGCUGGCUGAGCACAAUCGAACACCCCGGGAGGUGGAAGCCACAUAGAAGAUGGCUGAAGAGGGGGUGGUCAGGCAGGACUGGGGGACUCAACAGCAUCUCCUUCCCACCCAGCAAGGGCAGAGGAGGCCAGGGCACCUAGUUACCUCUUAGAGAUGGAAAUCUCUACUGACUACAUGAAAGACUAGAGGUUGGUAGGAGGGGCCAUGCACCUCAGCGUACCCUGUCCCUCUCUGUGCUCUCAGCCCCAGGCUGGAGCUGGCACCCCCUGACCACUUGUAGUCCCAAGGGGCCUGCCUGCUAUUUGUUCUCAGAGAUGGUGUGGCUUCCGGAGCACAUUUCCGGUUGUGCCCAGAGGCAGGAGUGUUGGGUGGUUCUUUCUCAGCUUGCAGAACAAUGGCCAUUCUGAGUGGGUGUAUGGGUGACUCUGAGAAGACAUACUAGCCGUCCACCAGAGGUGGGGGAAGUGGCCCUGUGAGCUGGCAUCUGUGAACAAACACUUGUUCUAACAGAGGUAUGAAAGAAGGUGGCAGCGUGAGGAGGCAGGGGAGCCCUGUUCAUCUGCUUCCAUGCUUUGGUAUCUCGAUGUUUCCCUGCCUCAGCCCACCACCAUCUCAUACUUACAGAGGCAGAAAGAGCUGGAACCUGGAGGUGGCCUGGCUCCCCUUUCACACCAGGAAGAGUUGUUUCACAAUAUGACACCUCACCAUCAGGGUCACUUCCUGAGGAUCAGAAGGAGGGCCUGUGGGGUGGAGAGAGGAAGAAAGCAGCUGCUGGAUGGGAGCAGGAAGGGGCUGCCUUUCUAAGGGGGAGGUGGCACACUCAGGCUUGUGAGGUUAGAAGUGGGCUCUCUGAGAACUGCAGCCUGUGGUCAGGGUCAGCACCCUGGGCUUAGUCUAGGGCCACAAGGAACUAGAGAGGGGUAGGUCCAUGGGUCCAUGACAGGUGUCCUCUCAAGAAUCAAAGUGACACUAGAUAGGCCAGAUAUUUCCAGCCUGUAGUCUGUAUUUUCUGCUCUACACAGGGCGGUCAUGAUGGUUCAUUUGUAAGACUCCCAUGUUUUUGGUGGUACUUGGGAUCCAACCCAGUCUCAUGCUUGCUAAACAAGUGCUCUACCGCUGAGUUACAUCCCAGCACUCUCCCUCUUUCUUUCUAAUGGGAGGUUGUGGAAAAGAAAGCUGGUGUCAAGGGCACAUCUGGCUCAGACUGUAGGGAGGAGCUUUGCCAUCAGCAGUCUCUGCAGCUGGGGAGCAGAGUGGGGGAGGAGGACAAUUAAAUGAAAUGUUAUUCCCAGCCCGAGGGUGAACAAGUUAGUGACGCACAAGACAGACAAGAGGGCAAGUCUGAGAUUUCUUCUUUGAAAAGAAGGAAAAAGAAAAAAAAAAGAGUGGGGGAAAAGAUGAAAAAGCAAGAUAGAGGUUCUUAUUCUACUGAAGUUCAAACCUUGGGUUUAUGUCCUCUAGCCUGGCACCCCUAGGGUGCCGGGAUCUGAAUGUGCACCCCCUUCUCUGCUUUGCUCAUUUGGCAAACAGAAGCCCUGAAAUCCACCAGCCCAAACCCAGAUUCCUUCUGCUUUUGGGUGUGGCCCUUGGGAUAUCAGUGGAUGAAGGGAGAGAGGAACGGGUGGAAGCGGGAGGAAAGAAGGGAUGGGGAGACAGAGGAGAUGAAUGGGGCAGAGGAGACCCAGAGAAGACAGAAAGUGGCAGCCUAGCCCUCAGUGACCUUUGGACCAAGUCUAGGUUUGGGAUUCUCCAGGUAGGACCCUCUGGGGAAGUGGCUUUGGAAAACACAGGGAUAAGGAACUCAAUAUCCUCAACAAUGUACCCCUAGAUGUGGGAACAGGACAGCUCCUGCCGACAGCCACCCUCUCAUGGUACUGUGGUCCGAGCACCCGAGAACACCCAUGUGUGUGAUUUGUGUUUGUGUUAGUAUUUUGAAGUGGUCCUUUUGGCCUCUCAGUCUUCCAAGGAUACUUAUUGAAAUUGCUAUUGAUAUUUUUAUUGUUUGUGGUUGCCUUGAGCUCUGAUGAGGAAAAGCAGAGCCCAUUAAUGAUGAAAACA